Molecule: messenger RNA, 2883 nt
Organism: Bacillus rossius redtenbacheri
Lineage: Eukaryota; Metazoa; Arthropoda; Insecta; Phasmatodea; Bacillidae
Product: MFS-type transporter SLC18B1-like
Exons: 12
Coding region: 168-1532 (454 amino acids)
Biological process (GO): transmembrane transport
Molecular function (GO): transmembrane transporter activity
Source: RefSeq, a predicted model, not a curated record
GCGAAGCGCUGCAGUCGCACGUCGGACUCUCGCUUCGUUUCUCUGCGCGCGUCGACGAGUUCAUGGCUUCGGGGACGCUGGCUCCUGCAGGCUCGCUUUCCAGGCGGUGAUGCGGUGACCCGUGGCCGGUGAUCCAACCAGUAGCCGGUGCGGCGCGGCGAGACGGGAUGACGUCCACCGAGGGAGGCCUCACGGGUCAGCAGUGGGUCACUCUCUUCUGCAUCGGCAGCGUGCACUUCUGCGCCGCCAUCUGCGUGUCCAUCCAGGCGCCGUUCUACCCCCAGGAGGCGGAAGCGAAAGGCGCCACGGUGACGGAGCACGGGCUGGUGUUCGGCUCGUUCGAGCUGACGGCCUUCCUCGUCAGCCCCGCGCUGGGCAAGUAUGUGGACAAGAUAGGCCCCAAGACGGUUCUGAACUCUGGCAUCGUCGUGGCUGCGGCGAGCUGCAUUCUCUUCGGGUUGCUGCACCUACUGCAGGGCCGUUGGCUCUUCAUCGGACUGUCCUUCCUGCUGCGCAUCGUGGAGUCUAUGGGCGCGUCGGCGGCUACUGUAGCCGCCUUCUCCAUCACCGCUGCUGCCUUCCCCAGCCGGGUGGCCACCACCUUCGCAACACUGGAAAUAUUCUACGGCCUUGGAUUCAUUGUGGGUCCAUUGAUUGGAAGCUUAUUGUAUUCUGUGGGAGGGUUCGUGCUGCCCUUCGCGGUGAUGGGUGGCGUGCUGCUGUGUGACGGGCUGCUCAUAUUCUGCGCCAUGCCCAAGGUCACCGCUCCGUCCAUGGACAAGUCCAAAGGUAAGGUGCUGAAGGUGUUGCGGGUGCCCGACGUGCUUCUGGACAGCUUCAGCAUCGCGGCGACCUCCAUCAGCAUGGGCUUCUACCAGGCGACCCUGGAGCCGCACCUCCGGCAGUUCGAGCUGUCGGCCCUCGUGCUGGGCCUCAUGUUCGUGCUGUCCGGGCUCAUGUACAUGCUGUCGGCGCCGCUGGUGGGUCGGCUGUGCGACUCCCGCGUGCACCCCAAGAGGCUCAUAGGCCCUGGCAGCGCCGCCAUCAUCGCCAGCUACCUGCUGGUGGGACCCAUGCCCUUCGUGCGCGCGCAACCGAAGCUGUGGAUGUGCAUCGUGGGUCUGCUGAUCCACGGUAUCGGCAUGGCCCUCAUCCUCGUGCCGUGCUUCAUCGACGCCCUGCGAGAAGCGCUGGCGAGGGGUUUCCCGGAUGACAUCACCACCUACGGCAUCAUCUCCGGCCUGUGGCUGUCCACCUUCUCGCUGGGCGCCUGCAUAGGGCCGUCCAUCGCCGGAGCGCUCUAUGACUCGGUGGGCUUCAGCCUGGGCUCGCUCGCCACCAUCGGCCUGCACCUGGUGGUGAUGGUGGUGUCCGUGGUGUUCGCGAGCCGCGGCGCUCGGCCGCAGCAGAGGGGCGGCGCUGCGGUCGAGGAGGCGGCGGCCAUGUUGGAGGCGGGGCAGGCCCCCAAGGCUGUGGUGGUGGCGGCGGCGCGCGGCGGGUCCGCCGAACAGGUCGCCACGGCGCCCGUGUAGUCUACUGCUGUUGGCCCCCUUCCUGUCACUACAGUAUUCCCUCUUCAAACCCAACCAUUUAUAUAUAUGUCGACGAGUCCUUCGCAGGAGUACCUACGUGUGAUGGGCGAGAGAGUGUCCUGCCUUUUGUCUGCCGUAGCGAAAGGCGGUUCGCUUCACCGAGGUAAUAAAUCCACAGGAUCAGGGAAGCAACAACUAAAUUUCCAAAAGGGGGGGGGGGGGGGCAAUAUACCUUUUUAUAAAGAAUCAUCGAUCCCCCCUAUUGAAGCGGGGGGUCCAGGGGUCCUCCCCCGGGAAAAUUUGUAUUUCAAGGUGGAAAAUGGUGCUAUUUAAGCAGUUUUGUUAUCUAAAAAUUGAUUACACGGCCUUUUUCUUUGCCCCCGUUUGCCCCCACUUCAAGGUUUCAGAAGGGGGGCUAUUAACCCUUACUCCCCCCCCCCUGUUGUUGCGCCCCUGGACAGGAUAUAAGGAUGAAUACAACUUGGGCAUCGCCCGCUUUGCAGGCCCCUGAAAAAGCCCCAAGUUCCUCCAGCGGCGAUUCUGUAAGGAUCCUGCAACCAUUGCUGACGUCCUUUUAAGAUCCCUUAGUUUAAGAGUGUCCUUUAAAAAAGAAUUCCGAAGCAGUCAUUCCAAUUAUUGUACUUAAACGAUUAGUUUUUUUUCUAGUCUGUCGAGGUUCUGGUUGGAUUAUUAGUUCUUAUAUUAUCUGCAUCUGUUACUUACAUUGUGGUCAUGUUCAAGAUAAGCAGUUGAUGAUAACAAAUUGUUUAAGAAAGUUCAAAUGAAUUCACGAUAGACUUCAAGACAUUCCCAUGCAUACGUGUUUAUGAAUGGCCAGUCAAUACUAUAUCAGUAUUUUAAACAAUAAUGUGUAUUUUCUGUUCCAUAAAACAACGCAAUUGUUAUUUUAUUCUUACUUUAUUUAUACUUUCACAAUUUUAUAUGAUUUGUGAGUGUGAUUUAACAGAUUAAUUUCCUCACUAAGUUUUUUUUAAUUCCAUGUAUAUGAUGGCAUUCUUGGUUACAGGAAUUAAAAUAUUUACAUACAUUUUGGCAUUGCCUUCUAUUUACAUAACAUACAAAGAACAUACUUUAACCAACAAUUCCAUACAACUGAUAUGUUUCUUAUAAAGUGAUUCCUUAUAUUGUUAUUUUAUUUAUUUUUAAAAUUAAGAUACAUUAUAAGGCAGAUUUGUGUAUUAUACAUUGACAAAAGCACAUACCAUAUCCAUUUUAGAUAAAUGAUGUUUUUGUUUAUAAAGAAAUAAAACGACAAAGGUUGUAUUACCUGAUAUAAAAUAUGUUUGUAAUAGCACUUCAUCCGAAAAUAAAAUUAUAAUACAUAAAAUGU